Sebastes umbrosus (honeycomb rockfish) is the source of this 7106-nucleotide messenger RNA. It is a transcript of the gene ncanb, whose product is annotated as neurocan b. The coding region runs from base 266 to 4360 and encodes 1364 amino acids. Gene Ontology annotation, molecular function: calcium ion binding; hyaluronic acid binding. Lineage: Eukaryota; Metazoa; Chordata; Actinopteri; Perciformes; Sebastidae. The record is from RefSeq and is a predicted model, not a curated record. The transcript is spliced from 15 exons. Gene Ontology annotation, biological process: cell adhesion.
UCACUACUUGUCUGUGAAGUGUAAAGAUAAUUUCUUUGUUAUACUUGGAUUAAACAUGAUGGUCGCAUAAAGUCAGGUUUAUUUGUAUAGCCAUUAAAGCCUUUAAUCACAGUCAGAGUCUCAGAGUGCUCCAGAAGACUUCAUCACUCCCACAUUAUGAAACAGUAAAUUAAAUUGAAGAGUGAAUUGAUUGCCCUCUAUCCUAAGGCCCUCGCUGAGAGAGAAAAAAAAAAAUCUUAUGGGAAGAAGUUGCAACCGAUGACUCAUGCGAGCACGCUGUGUGUGUCAGACGAGCCUCACAAGGGCAAUGUGUUGCUUUCCCUCUCCUCUGUGUACUCACAUCCCCCCCCCCUCUCUCUUCAUCUCUGUCUCCAGGUGCAGCAGGAUGCAGGGCGUACUGCCUGUGUGUGGACUGCAGCCCCUGCUGGCCCUCCUUCUGCUUCAAACCGCGGGCUGUGGCGUAACCAAUGCCGACAGUGUGGUGAAUAUGCGGAAGGUGACCCAUCAGACCAUUAGCGAGGAGCUGUCCAAAACCGUUCUCCUCCCCUGCCUCUUCACCCUCCGCCCCGGUGCCAGUUCAUCCCAUGAGCCCCCCAGGAUCAAGUGGACCAAGGUUUGGGGCCAGAGAGGCUCCGACGGUCUGCAGAAGGAACAGUCGGUCCUAGUGGCCAAAGACAACGUGGUCAAGGUGAAGAAGGCCUUCCAGGGUCGCGUAACGCUGCCUGGUUACAAUGAGAACCGCUACAACGCCAGUCUUGCUCUGUCAGGGCUCCGUUCUAGCGACUCUGGUCUGUACCGCUGUGAGGUCGUGGUGGGCAUCAGUGACGAGCAGGACACAGUUCCCCUGGACGUCACAGGUGUGGUAUUUCACUACCGGGCCCCUCAUGACCGCUACGCCCUGUCCUUCGCUGACGCCAAGAGAGUGUGCGUGGAGAACUCAGCAGUCAUCGCAACACCAGGCCAGCUGCUGGCUACCUUUGCUGAUGGAUAUGACAACUGUGAUGCCGGCUGGCUGUCUGACCAGACUGUACGGUAUCCCAUCCAGUCGCCCCGGCCCGGUUGCUAUGGCGAUCGCGAGGACUCACCUGGAGUCCGUAACUACGGCGAUAGGUCCCCUGAUGAGCUGUUUGAUGUCUACUGCUUUGCUAAGCAGCUUCAAGGUGAAGUCUUCCACUCCACCGUGCCGGAGAAGUUGAGCCUGGCCACAGCCUCCACCCACUGCCAUUCUCUGGGAGCCCAGCUGGCCACUGUUGGGCAGCUCUACCUCUCCUGGCAGGCCGGCCUGGACCAGUGCGACCCCGGCUGGUUGGCCGACGGCAGCGCCCGCUACCCUAUCAACGUCCCACGGAAGAACUGCGGCGGAGACGAGCCCGGGGUGCGGACCGUCUACAACAACCCUAACCGCACCGGCUUCCCCGACACCAUGGCCCUGUACGACGCCUACUGCUACCGAGCUCAACAGCCAGCGGGGGUCCAGGCUGCGGAGGCACAGGCUUUGUACCAGAAUCCCGAUCCAUCAGCAGAUGCCACCUCCUCAGUCACUGAAGCCCAGCGUAGUGCCCCCUUUUCCAAGACUUCCAGCUGGACCGGCUUGGUUGACUUGGACAACGCAGGAGUCCACUCCAUUGCUGGAAUCAACAACUCCUCCGAGAUCUCCGAAGAGCACGUAGUCAUCCACUUAAGGCCUGAGGAGAGCUGGGGUGACAAACAGGAUGGACCCAGAACCAGCCAACCCAGCCAGGAGGAGUCCGAUGCCCCAAAGAGUAGCAACAUCAUGGGCCUGUCUGACCUCGAGAACCUGGAGAGCCACGGAGGUUCUGCUCACGAAGAAGAAGACGGUGGCGAUUUUGGAUCAUCCCCAACAUUAUCCUCCACAGCUUCUUCCACUCCCCAGCCCCAGACUAGUAACAGCGUGUUGGCUGAGUUUGUUAACAGUCUGAUGAAGCCCUUUAGGUACUGGAGAGGAGGUGAGGAGACAGAAAAUGGACCUUCGAACCAGACGCAGGGAGAAGCAUCCAGCAGAAACCUGAGUAAACCAAGUGGAAAUAAGGGCAGCAUGGACAAUGCCAUUAUGGAGCACAGGAGUGAUAGUUUUUCCUUCAGGACUCCUACCGGUGGACUACAGAACCCAGAGGAAGGUCUGUCUGAGCAGGAGAAAGAGGUGACGCCACUGAUUCGAUUAGUGCCUGCAGUCCAAAGCACAGGGCAAAAUAACACCACGACUCAGCCAGGAGCCUCCAGCACAUCUGCCGACAGCCCUCCAUCUAACGGAUUAACUGCAUCAGGGCCCAACGAGACGUCACCACCCAGUGAACAUGUCAACGUAUCCGGUCCUCAGGCUCCCAGAGGAGGCCCGGCCUUUGCUCCCGCUCCCAGCAGCCACUUCAGGUGGGCCAUCAAAUCCAUGCGUGGCUCUAAACUGGGCCCCCCUGGAAAUGUGGCCUAUGUGGGUAAACGCCCCACCUGGGAGCCGAUGGAAGCCAAAGCAGGGCCGCUGGAGGUGAUGACCCUGCCCACUUCCCUUCGACAGGACAACCCGGAAAACUAUUCAGGCCAGGGGCGGGACCAGGACGGAGAAGAUGUUAACUCUCCGUCAGCUGCUAGGGCUGCAUCAGGGGAGGAGAAGGAGAUAGAGGGGAGCAGUGAAGGGAGCAACUUUCCUGGUGGGUUUGGAUUGAAAGCCAACAGUCCUGAAGCAAAGUCUUCACUCAGCCAAAGCCCCACUGAGCUUGUGACUGUGGCAGAGCACACUACUCUGUCCCAGUGGCAGCUAGUGCAACAGCCCACAACCCCACCUCAGGGCUCCCAGGAGCCAGCAGAGGAGGCCAGGGGAGAGAUCCUCUACGUCCACAGACCCACUGACAACCUUUCCUCUGCUCCAUCACAACGAGGAGAAAGUUCAAACUCAGCUUCCGCUCCUCUUUUUAGGGAGCACAGCAGAAAGGAGGCGGUGACUUCCACACCUGAAGCCCUUAUGGCAGUGCUGACGACCUCUGAAGUGACCACAGUGGCGCAUCUGACAACCAGAGACACACAGAGGACGGAUCCUAUCACCACCACGGAGAAUUCCUCAGAGAGCGCCACCACCGAGGAGUCGUCUAUUUCCAUUUCGUGGGUUCAGGAGGAGAGGGAGAAAACAACGCCCGACCUGCGGGGCCGCCUCUCAGCUACUCCAGCACCCGGAUCUCAAACGACUACGGGUGUCAUCCAGUUGACCACCUUCGCGUCAGGCUCCAACGUCGGCGCAACAGAAAUGGAAUCCAGGUCUGCGGUGUCUGAAUCCUUCGUGGUUGGAAGCCGUUGGACACCUUUCAAAAGCGUGAGCCCGAAGUCAGACGAACACAAAACUCCGGCGACGAAAGACAGCAAAGGCACAAACAACCCUUUCGGCAUCUUCGUACCCAACUGGGCCUUCGGGCUCAUCCCGUCAGUGGAGAAUAACCCAUGCCAGACCAACCCCUGUCUCCACGGAGGGAGCUGCCUGCAGGAGGGUGACGGCUAUAGCUGCUACUGUCCUCAGGGCUUCUCUGGGGAGAGCUGCGAGAUCGACAUUGAUGAUUGCCAGUCUAAUCCAUGCCAGAAUGGAGGAACCUGCAUCGAUGAGAUCAACUCCUUUGUGUGUCUUUGUCUGCCCAGCUACGGAGGAGCUACUUGUGAGAAAGACACUGAGGGCUGCGAGCACACGUGGAGGAAGUUCCACGGCCACUGCUACAGGUACUUCAGCCGGAGACACACCUGGGAGGACGCCGAGAAGGACUGCAGGGAGCACAGCGGCCACCUGGCCAGCAUCCACAGCCUGGCCGAGCAGAACUUCAUCAGAGGUCUGAGCCAUGACAACACCUGGAUCGGGUUAAAUGAUCGUACAGUGGAGGACGACUUUCAGUGGACCGACAAGAUGGACCUGCAAUAUGAGAACUGGCGUGAAAACCAGCCAGACAACUUCUUCGCCGGAGGAGAAGACUGCGUGGUUAUGAUUGCUCACGAGAACGGCAAGUGGAAUGACGUGCCCUGCAACUACAAUCUGCCCUACGUCUGCAAGAAGGGAACAGUGCUUUGCGGAGCCCCACCCACUGUGGAUAAUGCCUUCCUGAUUGGUCGUAAGCGUUCCCACUAUGACAUCCACUCUGUGGCACGCUACCAGUGCGCCGACGGCUUCCUGCAGCGCCACGUGCCCACUGCUAAGUGUCGUGCCAACGGCAAGUGGGACCGACCUAAAAUCAUCUGCAUAAAAUCCCGACGAGCCCACCGCUACCGGCGCCACCACCACAAGGGCAGGAGGGAGCGCAGGAAGCAUAAGAGGCACGGCCACAGAGAGGGAGGACACCACGGGGGAGACAACCACAACCACGCCCACGUCUGAACCAAAAAAAAACACCCCUUUCCGUUUCUCCUCUGCUGCCAACUUGCCUGUCUCCCUGUCGUCCCCUUCCUCUCGCCCCCGUUUCCCCCAAACUUCACACCUUACCGCUCAAAAACUCUCCGCCCAAGCCCCCCUCCCUGCACCGCACCGCCCCGCCCUUAGCUCAACCCCCUGGCUCUCUCCGAGUCAGCCUGUAUCAUAGUCAACUCUGAGGCCUGCCGAAAUGCUGCCAGGCGUCACCGGGACAAUAACAAAUCCCUUUGUACUCUUUUUACUUUCUCUGUUUUCCUUUCUCGUCCUAACUUGUCUGUCUCCCAGCUAUCCUCUAACUCGACCCAGUUACUCUCCCUCCGAGCUCAACGAUGACCUGAAACAUGGGGCUACGCUGACCUGUUUUUGAAAAAAAAAGAAAAAAAUACCUUUGAGAUCCACGCCGAACAUUCUUCGGAGAGAAGUGGUUUAGUACAAACUAUAAAUAGGGACGACAUCACUGAAAAUGUCGUAUCAAAAUCAGACGAGUCAAGGAAGACGUCCGUGUUGUUGACUUGAGCCUUUUUUGUCUGUUGAACACACAUUAUUUUUUACAGUGUUUAUUUCUUGACUCUGCUGCUUUUGGUUUGCUCUUUGGAAGACAUUGUACUUGACUUAAAGCGACUUAUUCUGAAACAGAUUUAAUUGAUUUUCUUUGAAUCAGAGGCAGUUGUAAUUGAAUUAUUUGAUUGUUAGCGUUGUAUCUUCUUGUCAGUGUGAGACAGUUACUUUAGAUCAGAUGCUUAAACCCCCAGAGGAAAAUGGAAAACGCAUCUCAAUUCAGUUUCAUCACAUCACGUCACACAUCAGUCACUUUUCAGAAGUGUCGAACGAUCUCAAACAGCUCGCGUUGUGUCAGACAUCCAUCCCCGUCUUUUUCAAGGGUUAAUCGGCAUCCUUUGAUGUCAGUUUGUCUCAACUCACCUCAGCAAUCCCACAUCUGCUUUGCCUUUUCUUCUAGUCUGUGUGUCGCUGUGAGAAUGUCUGCUGUGAAUUAAUGAAGGUGAUGCAGCAGGGCGAAGUUCCUCUCACUCAUCAACAGUUUUGCGUCUUCGGUCUGAUGAGGAGAAAUUAUUCCGUCAGCCGGAGAGAGACGGAGCACGUUAUCUAUCCAGCAGCGCCCUCAUAUGUCAAAGUCCAUGAGCAGAGUUUGGAUACACAAAGAAAUAUGUCAUUACAAAAACAACUCUUAAAUUUUAUAUUCAGCCUUUCAAAACCUUUUCUUAAAGGGGACAUAUCAUGAAAAACUCUCUUUUUCAGUGCUUGCGCUCAUACAUUUGGAUAUCUGGAGUACCUACCAACCCACAAACUGUGAAAUAAGACAACCCAGUCAGUUUUUGUGGGCUGCCUAGUUCAGAAAACUCGUAUGAACCUAAAAAGAGCAUGAUAUGUCCCCUCUAAAACAAAACUGAUUCUGCAAUCGGGGUGAGAUCUUUGCCUGCUUUUAGUGCAUUUUCAAUCGUGUUAAAAUUUUUCUAGGAAGCAGGACAGAAUCCCUGUAUUAGUAUAAAGAGUAAAAGUAAGAUUCUUGAAGAAAACAGCAGCAUUGGUGUUUUGUUAAAUGUGUGUGGAUAGAACCAGCUCUGUAAACCAGGAUGAGUUGGGGAACAGGCAUGAAAACUAGCAGAGACUAAUGUUGAUGGCUGUUGGAUCAUGAAUCAAAGCUGUGUACACGGGGUAUGAAAAUAUGAAUAUGAGGCACAUUGGGAUACGUUGAGCUCUCGUGUAUGUACAGUAUGUGUGUGUGUGUGUUUAUGAUUGAGGAUGUUGACAGUGGCUGAGGUCCCAGAGGACGAUGAUCGAGAGGGUCAGCAGAGAUUAAGGCUUCCCAUUUCUGGGGCAGACCGAGUCCCUCAGCUGCUCACACCUGUGCUCGCUGCUGCUGCCGCCGCGCGUCCUGCUUUAAAGAGGGGAUUGAGACGGAUAGAACAAGCGAUUUGCUCCCUUUCCCUUCCCUUUUACUGCCAGGUUAAAAUGGUGUUUUUUUAAAGCCAGCACUUGAGGUUGGAGCUUCUGGGAUUAUGUCCCAAACACUGACUCCAGCAUUUUUAUCCUUUAUGUUUCUCCCUCUUGUUCUGGCUUUCACUCUCACUUUUCAUUUAUCUUCCUCGCUCGUCAUUCUUUUCACCGUCACUGUCUUUUUACAAUAGAAACAUAUUGGAGGACCUAAAUUCAGUUUAACCAGCUCUGUUUUCCAGCAGCCUAUCUCAUAAAAAGAACACUAAAGCACGAAACAGGUUAUAAAAAGUCACCUGAGGUAGGAAAAUCCAUCCUGUGCACAUUAAUUCUCUGCCUUUGUUUGUCUCUUCUCACCUUGGCAAUGACAACACCUCCGCACGGAGGAGAAAAGUGAACCUACACCUCUGUAUCAGUUUAAUUAAUCUACUGCAUGCCUAAUUAACAAGUUGCAUUAUCUGCAGAACAGCAGAGCUGUGAUGACAAGGGAGGGGUUAGGUUGACGGACAGCCAGUGGAAGGUUUAGGGUGACGGACAGGAGACCCAGAGAACUGUGACAGCCGUCAAACCGCUGUCGUAUCUUAGAUGUCAGGCUGCAACGGGCCUCUUUUUUCUAUCUGUCUGGGAAAAUGGAUUGAGCACGGGUGGUUGAAUGAAAGGGCAGACAGAAGCCCCUCACACAGUAGUACAGAUCAGUCGAUGUCCAGAGACAGUGUAAUUACAGCUGUGUUCAGCUGUGUGACAGGAGUUGAAAACUUUC